AUGAACUUUUUCGGUGCAAUUUUACAACCGGUCGUGAAUCACGUGAUUCCAGCGCAGCUUCAGAUAUCUUGCCUUGUCGCGAUGAGACGACUUUAUGCCGGGAGUUUGAGUUAUGACACGACUGAAGAAGAAAUCAAAGAGCUUUUCGAAGCUUAUGGAGAAAUCACAUCAUUGACGAUGUCCUAUGAUGUCGAGAAAAAACAUCACAAGGGAUUUGCGUUUGUGGAAUACGCUACUGCCGAAGCUGCUGCUCUCGCAUUGAAAAAACUCAAAGGAGUGACGAUUAAUGAUAGAAGAAUGAAGCUAGGGCGACCUCAAGCUGCGCUGAGAUAUCAAACACUUCUAGCGCAAAUGGAAAUGGAGGGACGAGCAUCAGCGAGGGUUUAUCUCGCGAAUUUGCCGAAAGAAGCUUCGGUCGAAAAGAUUGAGAGCGUUUGCCGCCAAUUUGGAGGAGUCAAAAAUUUGGCCAAGGAUUCGCAGCGAUCUGCUUUUGUCGAAUUUGAUUCCAAAGUUGCUGCAGAGCUGAUUCAAAGAAACGGGCAAAAAAUAACCCUCUGCGGCGAUGAAAUUUCGAUCGGCCAAGUCAUCACUCCCCUUGGUCUUCCCAUCCCCCGAGGAUCCUCAUUUAGCAACACGAGCGCUAGAAAAUCCGCAGCGAAACGAAAACGGACCUGCGAAAGUCGCGAAAAAUCACUUUGCUCAGUUCCAACUUCUGUAAAUAACUGUUCUGCUCCGAAAAAAUAA
Molecule: messenger RNA, 744 nt
Organism: Oikopleura dioica
Lineage: Eukaryota; Metazoa; Chordata; Appendicularia; Copelata; Oikopleuridae
Source: the annotation of a GenBank genome assembly